AUGCUGGCGCGCAAAGCAGACUUUGUAAAGCAUCUGGCUUUGUGCAAGGCAAAACACUCUGCCAUAACCCCCGUCAUCCCAAAUCCAGCAAUCCCCAUCAUCCCAGAUACAUCGACGCCCGUCAUCCCAGAUCCAGCAAUCCCCAUCAUCCCAGGGCGAAAGAUGCAAAGGGUCCGUUUAGAGCCUGUACUCAAGAAGAAAUGUCCCAUAUGCCAUGUUCUCAUGAAUAAAAAAAAUGUGAAAAGGCACAUGGAAAGAAAGCACUCUGCCAAACAAAAGGACAUAACCGCAAGUUCACACCUACCGAGUGAAUGCAUAGAUCCUGAACAUGGAGUCUAUGCUGUCCACAAAGCCUUCCAUGGAACAAGUACUCCUCUGCAUGUUCAGAAUAAAGUGUGGUGAGAAAAUCAGCAUGUGUCUUGUGAAAACAAUGACUGCCAGGUGAACCUGGAGUUGGCAUGGAGGAGUGGAAUUAAAGCCUAUCAAUGUACACAUUUAAAAUCCAUAACCUACUGUUCAUCCUAUGCCUCCCCUACUGAGCUUGAUGAAGAAACUCUAACGGAGAUGGUGAACAACAAAUGGUUUGGUGAAGAUAAAAAGAGCCUCUGCCUCGUUCGGCAAAACCUUGCCAAAUAUAACCACGUCCCUUUAUCUGUGUACUCGAAAACUGGAACCCCGAAGACAACAAAAUAUGUAUCCAUAUAUGAGCCUACGGUUUCAUAUUACAGUCGAUUGGGAAGAGUCAUGGUGUCGUACGACACAAAGAAGAAUUUGUGGCACUGUCCUUGUGCAAGGACAAAGAUAUCAUGCCCACACAAAUACAUUGCAAAAUGGCACUUAUUUCAGACACACCGUGAACUAUUCAGGAAAGUCAGAAGCACAGAGGAGGUGGACGGCCUGAGUGCAGCAGCAUCAACAGAGGACGAACACAGUCAUGAUGAGGCUGAUCUGGGCGAUGUUCCAUAUCCACCAAAAGAUGUCCAAAAAUUGCAAGGCAUGACCCAAUAUAUUCUGAGUCACAAAAAGUUACCUGCUGUUCUGCCAGAACAUUUGCGGCUUCCAUCAGUGGAAGUGCAAUAUUCAAGGCACCUCAUUCCAGAGGAGAUGAUGUGCCAGCACUGCCCAGGCAACGUGCCCUUGAGUGACCCAGUCCUCAUCACAAAUAAGGCCAAAAUCCUGACCAUGUCACAUAUUGUUAACGAUGUUUCUACCUACUGUAAAUCUUGCCAUCAAUGUGGAGCCCACUACCGGUACCAAGAGUGGAAAGACGGCAUUCACAAUUUUAAUGACCGGAUACUCCUAGAUCUCCCUUUAUGCCUAACCAUAAGGAACAUGCUUCAGGUCCAUACUGCAGUGAGCAGAGUGGUGGAGUAUUUGGAAUUGACUUCAGGAGAGCAGUUCCCCUCAGCUGAUAAAGUUAUUCACGGGUAUCUUCACUUCGAAGCCCUUACAGAACAUGAUUACCAGUAUUCUUGUGUGAGCUGUGGUGAUCAUCCACCAGUGGUCAUCAUGGACCUCCAUAGGAAGGGGGCCUUCCAUUUGUCAGUAAGUGACCUUCCACAACCUCCGGUGGACUUCAAUGGAGAGGUUGAUAUGGAAUGUUUUUGGGACGCACUUUCAAUGGAAAGGAUCGGUCGAGGAUUUGUAAAAAGUCAGCAAAAAAAUCAAUUUGCAGUACCACCCACUUUCCACUUUUGGGCACCGUGGAUAGGAAAAAAUACACGCCGCUCAAACCAUGUCCUCAACACAGAAUUUGCUAAAGUCCGUCCACAAAAACCAGCUGAGGUCCAGGAAAUAACCAUCACAGAAGACCGAUUGAGAGAGGAACUGCACAACCAGAAUGUUGAAGUGGUGCAGACGUUAUGCAGGGAGUGUGGAUUGGAUUCCUCUGGAUCGCGCUCUGACCUCCUCCUGAGAUUGUCCAAUGAAAUACAGUCAAGACAAACCUACGACAAGGUUUUCCAAAAAAUGUGGGCGAACUCAGGUGGUUGGGUUGUGAUUAUGUGCCCGUGCGGCAUUGUUUACAGUAUCAAGUGUAACAUUAGAGCAGAAAGCCCACGUGACUUCACAGACCUCCUGCUUUCUUGGAAACACAUGCCAAAUAUUGUCAUAUAUGACUUUGCACGUGGACUAGCAACACACAUGAAUCUCAGAGAACCAGAAAAGUUGCCCUUCACACCAUUUGAAGGACGGUUACUGGCCCCAACUCCAGAUAACAUCACACAAGCAAAAGAGGGAAAACUGAAGGUGUCACUGCCUUGGCUGAACUGCAAAAAACUGGACCCCGACCCUGAAUGCCACCCAAUAACCGGCUCAGCUGAGCAUUAUGCUCUGUAUGACCGAUUCCAUGAGGACAAUACAAAGGAUGCCCGCGAUGCCCUGCGGAGGCUUGGCCUGGUCCCACAACUUGCUGGAAAAAUAAAUAGCCAAGUAGCAGAACAGCUAUUUGCAAGGAUGAAAAAAAACAAUUACUUCCUAAACAUGGCUUUACCAACAACCCAUCUGUUCCUGAUGAGGAAUAUCAUCCACCAUCACAAUGUUCACAAAAACAAACAGCGACUGGACAAAAUAAAAAAGACUUUUCAAACCGACAUAUCAAUCAACAUCCACAACCAGGCAGUGUUGGUUUCAGCAGAUGCAGUACCCCCGACAGAAGCCAUCGCUGUGCCCCUGACAGAAGCCAUCGCCGUGCCCCUGACAGAAGCCAUCGCCGUGCCCCUGACAGAAGCCAUCGCCUUGUCCCCGACAGAGGCCCUCAGCUAUUCGGCAACAGUGAAGCCCUGGGAAAAAGACAGGAAUCAUAUCCAGGACCAACUGCUCAAUUACGUGUUGGACACUGCAAGGCCUGGAUCAGAGAUCCUUGUGAAAGAAGGGCACACAUGUAUCACACGAGAAGAAUUCUGGAGCCUGGGGUUGGGAAGAAACAUGGAUGCUCAUAUUGGGAAUGCCUGCAUGAAAUGGAUUCACGAAGCAGCUCGGCAACACGGCAAAGACAUUUAUAUAGAGGACAUGUACAUUGUUCCUACUUGGAAGAACAGACAAAGCAACAUGGUUGCCAACUUUCCGGAGGAUAUCAACAUGAAAGACUUCUUAGUCUUUCCGGCAUGGACCAAUGCAAAUGGGCCAGGACACUUUGUACUCUGUAUCAUGAAGCCACUCCUGAGAGAGAUGAUCUUUUUAGACUCGCAGUACACCAUGCACGAGUCUGGGUUUGGUGAUGCUGAGUACAGAGCAAUGUUUAGGUCAACAGAUAAGACAUACUGUUCGCCACGUUCAUAUGGCACAUUACAUUUUGGCUACGUUCCUAUAGCCUGUACUGAAAUCUUGCUCAGCAGAUUAAUCCUGGGAGCUGGACAGAGAAGACUGGGCAUGAUAUUGCGGCAUGGCCAAAGGUUUGACUUCUGGACUCUGGAGGCCAGAAGCUUGCUGGAGGGAACCCUUCAGCCAGUGUUCAGAGUGCCACGACAGGUUAUCUCCCUGGAGAGGGAACAGCAGACCCCGCCUCACCCCCAGUGA
This is a messenger RNA of Gymnodraco acuticeps, 3516 nucleotides long. RefSeq lists its product as uncharacterized. Lineage: Eukaryota; Metazoa; Chordata; Actinopteri; Perciformes; Bathydraconidae. The record is from RefSeq and is a predicted model, not a curated record. The transcript is spliced from 15 exons.